AAAGAUCGUCGCUUGCAAUGUGUACAUGUAGCAACCCCGCACCAGGAGGGGUAUUAAAGCGCUCUCUAUCCAGGUACGGAGUGGGUUGUGAUGACAGACAGCGCUUCACUUUGAAAGUUUCCGUUUCCUUCCUAUACACCUUUUAUCCUUCCAAAAUGGCCAAAUGGUGGGAAGUUGCAAAAGAUAUCUCAUUCAAUAAUGAGAGCAAAGAUGCCAUUCUGAGCGCAAAGCUACCUGACCAGCACGGCAAAUAUUGGGACUCGAGUGUCUCCCUCAACAAAUAUAUAGGAGUCGAAUACGGAAUCCUUCAAUGGGGUGGCCGCUUGGUCGGAGUUACCAGCGACGUCAAAGAUCUCAGUUUCUCUAGUGGUAACCCUCCGUACUUGACUUGCCUGGCCAGGAACAUGAAUGGUGGCUUUGUGACAACCAAGUUUGAGCUCAGCGAGAUGAAUGUCUCCAACAACAAUGGAGCGUUCAGCAUUGACACUCGUGGUGGUCCCCACGACCCUCGAACGUUCCAUUCCACGACGAUUGUGUUUGAAGCUCAGGGGAAUCAGAUGACACCCAUCGUGUUUUCGCUCAUCAAUGGCGAUAAGUGGACCUUUUCUUCGUGCAUCCACAGAGGCAGCCCUGGCAACUACGACAUACCUUUCCAGCUGCCCUUGUUGAGGUCUUCGAAUGCCAAGAUCACCUGGGCAGGCUCUUCUCCCAACGUUUGGUUGACAGGUUUCUUCGGCUCUCUUGGACGGAACUGGUUCGACCUCAAAUUCAGGAAUGAAGAUGGCGUAGAAGAGAUUGUCGUUGAAGGAUUCUUGGAUGGCCACAGCACGGAAAAGAAAGGUGGUUUUCUCUACAAUAUCGCAGGCCACGGGGGAUGGGGUGUGGAUCUCAGUAUCGCCAGUCGUCAGCACCAGCGCAGGAAGUUGAUUCUAAGGGGCGAAUGGGAUGAGUUCUUAGAGAAUGAUUACCGGAGGAAACUGGGCGAGCCGCCGAUGACAGAUCGCCAGAUGGAAGUCUUCAAGAUUAAGGUGUCUCGAUACGCCAGGGGAAAGAAACGUCCAAUGCUGAGGGCGACCUUGACACCAAUUGGGAUGAGCUUGGUGAGGAUGAUUUGAGAGAUGACUAGUGAUAGCAAUUAGAAUGAAUCUAUCCAUGUUCUCUCGCUGCGUAGCAUCGGAGUUGUUGUUAAGGGAAGUAAUACUAGGCGAAAAGAUGAGAACAGUAUCUAGG
Messenger RNA from Aspergillus calidoustus, 1230 nucleotides. The record is from the annotation of a GenBank genome assembly. NCBI's taxonomy places the organism in Eukaryota, Fungi, Ascomycota, Eurotiomycetes, Eurotiales, Aspergillaceae.